This is a messenger RNA of Erythranthe guttata (spotted monkey flower), 1103 nucleotides long. The record is from RefSeq and is a predicted model, not a curated record. NCBI's taxonomy places the organism in Eukaryota, Viridiplantae, Streptophyta, Magnoliopsida, Lamiales, Phrymaceae.
UAUUCUACUUCAAUUUAUAUGAAUAAAGCUAAGUACAUUUAUAGUUAAUUAGUUACUUAUAAAUAUGUACAUUAUUUAGUCACUAAUUACAUAAUCUCUGCAUAAAUUUGACAACAAGAAGAAAUCCAUGGCCAGAAUUGGAAUCAAGAACACAAAAAUAAUGCUUACAAAACCAUUCUCAGUGCAUGGAUUAGGAAUUGGACUACGUAAUCGCACGAGCAAGGCGGCGAGAGAAAAUCAACGGAGAAACGGUGAGGAAGUCACGGCGGCGGCGGGCGGCGGCGAGAGGGCGGAGAAAACGGCGGAGAGGUGGUGGAUGCCACACCCGCGCACCGGAAUAUACUUUCCGCCGGGACAAGAAUGGGUGAUGGACGGUAUACCAAACGGCGCCGCUUCGUUUGAUUGUACCUUCUGGUUGAGGAGUAUUGACGGAGUUGAUCAUCACCGUGAUUAAUUAAAUUACGGCCACAACUACCGUAAUUAAAAAUCAUAAUUAUAUAAUUAGUAAUUAAUCUCUAUGUUUAGAUUUUAAGUAUAUUGGAGUAAUGAUGUAUUCUAAACAAGUUUGUACUGUAUCUUUUACUACACAAAAAUAAUGCUAUAUCUCAAAAUUUUAUAGAAUAAUUUUAUAUUUAAAAUUAUGAGCAAAUUCCACUUUACCCCUCGUAAUUUCAUACUGUCGAUUGUAUAUCAUUUCGUUUCGUAUGAGUAAUUUUUUUACUUUACCAUUUAUACCCUUCUAAUUUUAUAAGCAAUUUCAGAUAAUAGAAUAUGUUUAUAUUGUAAUAAUUUUUCAACUUCAUUAUUUGAUACUUUAUUAAAGUUUUAUAUUAUUUAAAAUUUUAUUAUCAUUAAUUGAGGCAAAUUGAAAAAUAAGUUAAAUUUGAAUUCUAUUAAUAUUAAAUUUUUAUUGAAGUAAUGUUACAAUAAUACAUAUUUUAGGACAAUUACAUCAUUUUUGAGGGUGUAAAGUGACACUAUAAAAUGGUAAAAUUGCAUAGUGAGAAGAAAUAGAUAGUAUAAGGGGUAAAAUGAUAAUAAAAAAUAAUAGAAGGGGUAAACUGCAAAGUUAAAACCUCGCUAUAAAACAACAUUCUCUUGAG